Messenger RNA from Rattus norvegicus (Norway rat), 1605 nucleotides. It is a transcript of the gene Nfkbie, whose product is annotated as NFKB inhibitor epsilon. Gene Ontology annotation, molecular function: protein sequestering activity. Gene Ontology annotation, cellular component: fibrillar center; nucleoplasm; cytosol. Gene Ontology annotation, biological process: negative regulation of canonical NF-kappaB signal transduction. The record is from RefSeq and is marked provisional. Bases 182 to 1279 code for a protein of 365 amino acids. NCBI's taxonomy places the organism in Eukaryota, Metazoa, Chordata, Mammalia, Rodentia, Muridae. The transcript has 6 exons.
CGCCGGCGCCCUGGACCUCUCGCUUUUCUCGUCCGCUCCCCGCGCCUGCACAGCCAGGUAAUGAACCCGCUCGCAGAGGGACUCUGGUUCUGUUAGGCGGACACACAAACCCGGAAAAGCGCGCCGCACACCUCAGAGUUAGAUCCCGCUGGACCCUGGAUCCCGGGCUGGCGCGGCCGGCAUGUCGGAUGCGCGGAAGGGGCCGGACGAGGCGGACGACAGCCAGUGCGAUUCCGGCAUAGAGUCGCUGCGCUCUCUGCGCUCCCUGCCCGACCCUGCUGCGGCCCCAGUCUCUGGAUCAUCGCACAGCGGCUGCCCACAGCCUUGGAGCCAUGCUCCGAAGACGGACAAGGAACCAGAGGGGAAGGAAGAUGCGGAUGGAGAGCGAGCGGACUCCACCUAUGCCUCCUCCUCUCUCACAGAGUCUUUGCCCUUGCUGGAGAGACCCGAGGCCAAGGAUCCAAACCCUCCCACCCCAAGCUCGCCGGUGUCCCCCGCGGGGGUGCUGAGCCCUCAGCAACUCGAAGCGCUCACGUACAUCUCUGAAGAUGGAGACACGCUGCUCCACCUGGCAGUAAUCCAUGAAGCCCCAUCGGUACUAUUCUGUUGCUUGGCUUUCCUGCCCCAGGAAGUCCUGGAUAUUCAGAACAACCUUUACCAGACAGCGCUGCAUCUGGCCGUUCAUCUGGAUCAGCCAGAUGUAGUCCGGGCCCUGGUGCUGAAGGGAGCCAGCCGAAUACUGCAGGACCAACACGGCGACACAGCCCUGCAUGUAGCCUGUCAGCGCCAGAAUCUGGCCUGUGCGUGCUGCCUGCUGGAGGAGCAGCCAGAGCCGGGCAGACAGCCAUCUCAUCCCCUGGACCUCCAACUGAAGAACUGGCAAGGUCUGGCCUGUCUCCACAUCGCCACAUUGCAGAGGAACCAACCACUCAUAGAACUGCUGCUUCAGAAUGGAGCCGACAUCGAUGCACAGGAGGGCACCAGUGGAAAGACUGCCCUGCACCUGGCUGUGGAAACCCAGGAGCGCAGCCUGGUGCAGUUCCUGCUCCAGGCUGGUGCCCGAGUAGAUGCCCGCAUGCUGAAUGGGUGUACACCUUUGCACCUGGCAGCUGGCCGGGGCCUCAACAGCAUCUCGUCCACUCUGUGUGAGGCCGGUGCCGACUCACUGCUGCUGAACGUGGAAGAUGAGACACCCCAGGACCUGGCCGAGGAUCUCCUUUCUUACUUGCCCUUCGAUGACCUGAAAAUCUCCGGGAAGCCACUGCUAUGUACUGACUGAAGCUUGGAUGGGCCCCCACCUCUUCCAAUUGGAAGCUGGAGCCACAGAUGCUGCCGUUGGGACCCAAGCAGUGUUGCUCCUCUGCUGAUGCCAGAGUCUGGGGCUAGCAUCGUCCUAAAAUGAGAUGAAGGAUUGCAAAUGAGGAAGAGCCGAUCUGGACAGAAGAACUUCCCAGGUGGACUGGAUGGAGAUUCUUGAAAGACCCUCUAAGCCGCUGGUGUCCUGAGGGAAGCCUCCUUGCUUCUGUUGGAGAUGGCGUGGGCUGACAUUACCAGCCACCAGGAAAACAGGAAUGAGCGAACUGACCCCUGAGGGUCUUACCUAAA